Messenger RNA from Passer domesticus (house sparrow), 12202 nucleotides. RefSeq names its product hydrocephalus-inducing protein-like. Gene Ontology annotation, biological process: axonemal central apparatus assembly; cilium movement. The coding region runs from base 172 to 12027 and encodes 3951 amino acids. The record is from RefSeq and is a predicted model, not a curated record. Gene Ontology annotation, cellular component: axoneme. Lineage: Eukaryota; Metazoa; Chordata; Aves; Passeriformes; Passeridae. The transcript has 66 exons.
GACAAAUUCCUGCGCACCUCACGCUUGGUACAACUUUGUUUUCUUGCAUCUCUUGGACUCACCCAGCAGCGAUAUCUCCUUGCUGUGAGUUUGGAGUGUUGUGCAGGGAUGGAGUUUGGGGAGUUCUGAGAGCUCCUCCCCAUUCUCUGAAAAGUUCACUGUCUCAAUCCAAUGAAACAUAAGAGGAAACAAAUGCCCAAAGAGCAGAAGUCCCCAAACAUGUCACAUCAAAUCAUGGAGAAGCUAAUGGGACACAGCCAUGUGGUUGGACUGCUUCCCUCUAAGUUCCUGAGGGAAAAGUUUCUCAGCAUGAAGAAGAAGGCCAGCACUGGGGGGAGUAUUCUGCCCAGAAUUGGCCCACGUGUAGACCAGAGUGAGACUCGUCAAAAGCUGCCGUCAGCUCCCCGGAGACUGAACGUGCUUCAGGUUUCCCCACCAGAGAUGGUAUUUCAGAACUUCGGCGCUCAUGAGGUCUCUGAAAUGGCACUGUCUCUCAUUAAUAAAGGCAAGAACCCUCAGGUGGUGAAGGUCUCCAUGGAGAGCUCACCUUACUUCCAGCUCAUGUGCUCCAACGAUGCGUACCGCGUCGUGCUGCCAGGUGCAUCUACCCCUGUGCGCAUCCGGUUCACCCCCAACAAGAACAAGGAUUAUUCCCAUGAGGUCGUCUGCAUCACUUCAAGGGAAAGGAUAGUUGUGCCAAUUAGGGCCAUUCGUGCUCGAGCCGUCCUGGAUUUCCCUGACGAGCUGAACUUCUCUGAGUGUCCGGUCAAGUGCAGCACCCAGAAGACUCUGCUGGUUCACAAUAUUGGUAACCGGGCAGCUUGUUUCCAGCUGAGCACCCAGAGUCCUUUCUCUGUGGUUCCGACCACAGGAACUGUGGGCGCUGGUGACACCGUGGAGGUGACAGUGGGAUUUCACCCGCUGAAAAACGAUGACUAUUGCAAGGACUUGUGCUGCAACACAGGUGAAGAAAUUAUCAAGAUAAACCUCUACGGAGACGCUAUAGAUUUCGAUAUUGGGUUGAGCACAGAUUCCGUGGAGGUUGAGAAGACUUUCAUGACCAUGUCAAACUACAGAACCGUGUUAAUUUACAACAGGAGUAACAUCACAGCCCACUUCCAGUGGAAGGCUUUUCCUACUGAGGAAGAUGAGAAUGAAGAGAAGAGGAGGCAGCAGAUACCGCUGGAGCCAAGAAUGUUGUUUCUGGACAACUUAAUUGAGGAGAAAGAAGAGAAGGAGAAGGGCUCUUGUGAAGAUCACAUUGCCCUUGCGAGCAACAUAGUCCAAGAGGAGAUGGCAAAGAUGCCAGAAGACCCCAUGUUUUCUGAUGACGUUUUUUUCAUCGAGCCAAUGGAGGGAGAAAUUGAGCCGUAUAGCUCGGCUGAAAUCAAGGUGACCUUCAAACCCCUAGAGGCACUAGAGUACCAAAAUAUGGCUUACUGCAACAUCUCAGGCCGUGAGAGCAGGCUGCCCCUGCACCUCAGAGGGGAAGGCCAAGGACCCUUGGUUGAACUCAGCUGUCAUACUCUGAACCUUGACAAGAUUUUCAUCAACUUCCCCCACGUCUGUGAGGUGAAACUGGUUAACAAAGGAGAUCUUGAUGCUCCCUUCACCUAUAUCCCUUCAACCACAAAGGUGGGCUUUCCCUUCAAGUUUGAGCCCGAGGAGGGGAUCAUUGCAGCAGGUGGGACCCAGACUGUUCAGGUCUCCUUCAGUCCCACCGUGUUGGGGUGCUUUGAGGAAGAAUUCCACUUCAGUGUGGCUGGAUCUCCUAUGCCUGCAAUCCUGACCAUCAAGGGCAGCGUCACUGGACCAACUUUACUUUUCGAUGUUGAUGAGCUCAGCUUUGGUGACAUCUCCUUUGGCUUUCCCUACACCCAGUGCUGUCGGCUCACUAACACCUCUGUGGUGCCCGUGACGUUCAAGCUCCGCAUGUCGUUCGAUGGCACGCAGCCGGCUGUUGACAGCAUUGAUCAAAUACGCAGUGACAGUGACCCAUCUUGGAGGAAGGGAAUUCAUUUUUAUGUGGAGCCAAGGGAGUUUAGAAUGACUCCCAGCCAAGGGACCAUCCUCCCCCAGGGACACCAGGAUAUCGAGGUGACCCUGUGUUCCAACUCAGUGAUGGAGUUCUACAGGCCAAUGCUGGUGGAUCUGGAGGGUAUUGGCAAGGGAGUGGCAUCACUGGUCAUCUCAGCCAGAUGUCUCGUUCCGAGGCUGCAUGUGAACCCUGGAAUCCUGGUCUACGAUGAGUGCCGCCUGAAGGUGCCAUACGAGAGGAAGUUCAUUGUUACAAAUAGCACCGAUCUUCCUGGCUGCUAUGGGCUUAUUCCUCAGAAACGCAAGGAGAACUCUCCUGUGUUCUACUCCAGCCCCAAACCCUGUGGGAUUGUCCAGCCUCACAGCACUGUAGAAAUCCCAGUUUUAAUCGAAGUCCAAACACUGGGCAAGCAUCGCACCAGUGUUCUUAUCGGCGUGUUUGGGGAUGAGAGAAACCCACUGAGAGCAGAAUUACGUAGCUCUGGAGAGCUGGCAGAAAUCUACCCAAGUCCAAGGCUGAUAGAGUUUGGCACGAUCCCAGUACUGCAGCCUACUUCACGAAGCUUUAGCCUCCUCAACGAGAGUCUCGUCCCUACAGACUUCAGGAUAGAGAUGGCCUCAAGACCCCAGUGCUUUGUCAUUGAACCCAGAGAAGGAGUGAUCCCUGCUAGGGGUGAGGUGCCUGUGACUAUCACAGCAAUGCUGGAUGACACUGGGCAUUUUGCUAACAGUGUCCGGCUGUUGAUUGGGAAGAGCCUUUGGACCGCCUGCGGGCUGGUGGCUUUGGGCACUGGCACCACAAUUGUCAUAGACAAGCCAUUCGCCCCGGAGCUCAACUUGGGAUACCAAUUCAGCCUCCUUCCCUGUAUUCGUCAGUUCAAAGUAACAAACCGGGGCCGCCGUUAUCAUCGGCUCUUCUGGAGCAUCAGCUCACCUGAGAAGGAGGGCCAGAGUGUCUCAGCCCUCAGUAGCCCCAAGGAUGAUUCCCAGAGCCCCAAAAGUGCCAGCCCUGUGUUUGAGCUGGAGCCAUGGUUAAUGGAGCUGCAGCCAGGCCAGUCUGCGGACAUGGUGGUGCAAGGCUUCUCCCGCAUCCCGCAGGAGGUGCAGGUUCAUGUGAUGUGUGAAGCUGACAGUGGGCCAGCCAUCAGACCAGACAAGACAAAGAUAAUAGAAACAGUCAUUACCUGCAAAUAUAUUGAACCCUCUAUAGAAGUGUCAGCCAGACAUUUCUCUUUCCGUGUGGAGAAGAAAUCCAGUGAUAUCCUGACUCGGCAGUACAAGCCUUUGUCUUUAAAAAACACCUGCCUGCUGCCACUGGACCUUAUGCUGGACUUGGAGCAGCCAUUCCUGGUCUGUGAUGAGGACCAGCAGCCCCUCCCAGAUGGCCAGCCUGUGAGAGUGGAUGUAGGGGAGACCUGUCAUCUCUACAUCGCAUUUGACCCAGCUUAUGAACUGAAUUUUAAGAGCUGGAAAGAAAAGAAGGUCCUGAAGAUAGACAUGGUCAGGGGCCAUCCUUUUGUGGAGCGUAUCAUCCUUUGGGGAGAAGUCCACUUCCCAAAUCUCCAAAUCCAGCCCAGCACCCUAGAGUUUGGCUGCAUCGUGGCUGGCACUGAAGAAGUGCGCUCUCUGAAGAUGACCAACUGCAGCUCACUUCCCGCCCAGUACCACUGGUCGUUCCAUUCCAGCAGCCAGGUUUACAGGUUGAGAUAUGAGCAUUACCCACCUAAAUUCAAACCCCAGCCACCAAAGGAGAAGAGAACCUGUUUGGAUUCCUCGGCAUCUCAAAGGAGACGUUUCAAGAUUAGAACCGUGGAGGAGCCAGUCACAGCCCUGAAAGAAUCGCGGGAUCUUGCCCAAUCUUUAGGAACACAGGUGCCACCAGAAGCUCGUAGAGGGUAUUACAUCCCACUAGGGUUGGCAGGAUUCAAGUGUUCUGUGGAUGUGCCGCACACUCCUCUCAAAGCAGAGAAGGCUUUCAGUAUCCUGCCGCUGUCAGGUGUGCUGCAGCCAGGAGAGAGCCAGGAGGUCUCCUUCACCUUCUCUGGCCCCUUCUACACCAUCGCCCAUGUCACAGCGCUGUGCCACGUGGAGAGAGGCCCCACCUACGAGGUGGUGCUGACCGGGGAGGCCUCAUGCAUCAGCUACUCCCUGAGCCUCCGGGAGAUCAACUGUGGCUUACAGAUGUUUAAUGAAAUUCAUCACAGCAAUGUCACCCUGGCAAACACUGGCAAGAUUGAAUUCAGCUGGGUGCUAAACCCUAGCCCUGCAGACCAGCAUCGGCCUGGUGUGUUUUUGGUCAACCCCACCACUGGCUCCAUUCCACCUGGCGAGAAGCAAGUGCUGGAAUUCUCUUACAUGCCAGGAUUACCAGGAGCCUUCAGCAGGACUUACCAGCUUACAGUGGGUGACCUGGACCCGGAAAAUAUCUUCCUGAAUGGAGAAGCGUUCUGUCCCAUGAUCAGUGUGAACCUGCCCUGGAACAUCAAAGGAAAUGAAAAAUAUGAGAAGCCUCUGACACAGUUCGUAAAACCCCUGCAACAAGACAGUCAGAGGAAUAAAUCAGGUGUUCUCAAGAAGACUCAGAACCCGAAAACUGAGACCUUGACAUCUCAGACGCUGCUGACUCAGACCCCAAAAACUCAGACUCCAAAGAGUCCGAUUCUGAAGACUCGGAACCCGAAGCCCCCUGUGCCUGACUCUGGCAUUGCACCAGACACUCAGCUGCAUAUAAACACAGUGAGGAUGCUGAUAGAGAAGGCUGCUCUGGAGCUGCAGGAAAAGCUCACAUCCCAUCCCCCAAAGAGCACGUUCCCUGACAAGGAGCUGUGCCAGAGUCUUGUCAAAGUUGAGCUGCCUGAGUAUGUCCUGGACAUGGGCAUUGUCCGUAAGGGUUACACUGUGAAAAGCGCUCUAGAGAUCACCAACCCUGGGCAGAUCCCAGUGUCCUUCCAGGUUGAUCUAUCUGUCCUGCAGGACACAGGUUUCAGCAUGGACCUGGACAAGGUGCAGGGCCUGCCCCACAGCUACACCAAGAUGUUUGAUGUGCGCUUUGAAAGUGCCCGGCAGCCACGUGGUAUCGUGGAAGUGGUGCUGCCCAUAAAGGUGACAAAAGGCCCCACAUAUAACAUCCGUCUCCGUGCCACUGUGUCUGAACUGUCACUCGAGCUCUCCAAGAACACUCUGCAGUUCUCUACUAUCGUCGUUGGGCAGUGCAAGGUUGAGACAGUCCGGCUCUACAACUGGUUCCGAGUACCCUGCAAAUGGUGCAUCAAGCCUGUUCCGAAGAACAAUCAGCACAAAUACAUGACACCAGCCUUACGUCAGAAGUGGCAGGUGCUGGAGGAUGAACCCUGUCCCUUUGAAGUGAAGCCCUCCAAAGGAACCCUGCCUGCAGGAAGUUGGCAGAAUCUGCAAAUCCAAUUUACACCCAAGGAGGAGAAGUCUUACAAGAAUGAGCUGGAGCUUAGCAUUUGUGGGAGCAGCAAUCGCUUAAAGCUGCACCUCUCAGGACAAGGUCUGCAGCCACGGUUGGAGUUCAGCCCCCCAGCACUAAAGAUGGGAUGGGUGCUGGUGGACAGUGAUGGUGUGGAGGCCACAGUGCGGGUGAAGAAUCCAUGCAACUUCCCCAUUGAGUUUUACUCCCUGGAUUUUGAUGAGCAGUACCUUGAGGAGGAGAAGAUCCUGCGGAUGGCAGUGGGGUCUGAGUACCAAAAGAGCUUUUUUAUGCCUCCACGUGCCGUGGGUGAGACGCUGCCCCCAGAGGUGCUGGAGGACUAUGAAGCACAGAAGAGGCUGAUGGCUCAACAGACAGAGCUCAAGACAAUGGCAGAAGCCAAGGCCAGGGCUGAGGCUGAGGCCAAGGCCAAGGCCAUGGGCAAGGCAGCAGCAGCAUACAGAACUGUCACAUUCUGUCCCGAGUCCUUGGUGAAAAUGACUGGGAAUCCUAUCUCUCGGGCUGUCAUGCGCCACCUGGGCAUUGACCCAUCUUCAGGGAGGUGUGAAGCGCAGCAGCACCGAGGGAUUGUUGUCAUUGUCCACGGGCCACCCCGGGCAGGAAAGACAGAGGUAGCAGCAGGCCUAUGUCAGUAUUACAAUGCUGCUUACAUGUCCAUUGACACCGUGGUGAAAGAGGCCAUGGCCAACAACCGGAGCCCAGCAGGGCUCUGUGCCUGGGAGCUCUGCACCAAGGCUGCCAUGGAGCUGAAAGACAAAGACAGAGGUGAUGCUGGUAAAAAGCCUCAGCUCACUGCUCAGACCAAGAAUAAACAAGCCUCUGGGGAAAAAAUCAACCAGAAGUAUGCCAAAGGCAAGAACCCUCCAGCACAAAAGAAGGAACCAGCCAGCAAACCCAAGAUAAAGGACACAAGGUUCACAGUUUCCACUGCUCCUGCACCGCAGCAGCUGAACAUCAUCAGCAGUCAUGGGAAAGAGCUGAACUGCUUGAGCUGUGUGCUGCCUGAGGACCUGCUGGUGGACAUGCUCAGUGAGAGGCUGAAGCGUAAAGACUGCUCCAAGGGAGUGGUCUUUGAUGGCUUGGAGAGCCUCUUUGCAGGCAGCCUGGAAUCUUCUCUGCUCUGCAUACUCAAAGCUGUCAAGAAUUGUCAUCAUAUUUACAUGGUGAACCUGCAUCAGGAUUAUGCUUCUUGGAAAGCCAAGGAAGAAGCUGAAAGAAGUAGGAAGGAAGCUGAAAGAGAGAAGGAAGAACUGCAGCAGGGAAAAGCUAUGCAGAGGAACACGGAGAAUGUCUUGCAAAAGGAUGAGGACGAGUAUGAUGCUCUCCCUGAGGAGAAGAAAGCAGAAGUGGAUAAAAUAUUACUGGAAAGGAAGAGUAUACAGACAGAGGGGGAGCCGAAGCGGUUUUCUGAAAAGCUUGAGGAGAAGGCAAAAGCCUUAGAGGAGGAAGAGAGGCAGAAGGAGGAAGAGAAGCAGAAGAAGGAAAAGAAGGGUGUCUCCUUGGGGAAGCAGCCUGCAAAACAAGAGAAGAGGAAAACCAAGGCCUCAGAGAAGAAGGAAACCAAAGCCCCAGAGAGGAAAGAAAGCAAAAUGCCAGAGAGGAAGGAAACCAAAUCCCAAGAGAAGAAGGAAACCAAAAUCCCAGAGAAGAAGGAAACCAAAUCCCAAGAAAAUAAGGAAACCAGAUCCUCAGAGAGGAAGGAAACCAAAAUCCCAAAGAAGGAGGAAACUAAAACCACAGAAAAGGGGGAAACUAAAGCCCCAGAGAAGAGGGAACCCAAAGCUCCAAAGAAGGGGGAAACAAAAGCCCCAGAGAAGGGGGAACCCAACACCCCAGAGAAAGGGGAAACUAAAAGUCCAGAGAAGAGGGAAACCAAAGCCCCAGAGAAAGGGGAAACAAAAGCCCCAGAGAAGGGGGAACCCAACGCCCCAGAGAAAGGGGAAACUAAAAGUCCAGAGAAGAGGGAAACCAAAGCCCCAGAGAAGGGGGAAACAAAAGCCCCAGAGCAAGGGGAAGCCAAAAUCCCAGAGAACCCAGCUGAGAUGGAGAAGAACUUGAUCCUGAGGUUUCAGAACUAUGAGUCAUCGCAGCAGGACAUCACACAGAUUUUCUCUUACUGGGACAGGGUUCAGGGUACCGUGCAGUUACCUGUGAUCCAAAAGGGAAACAAGUCCCAGCCUUCUGCGGAAAACAAAGAUCAGAAGACCAGUAAGCCUCAGGAGAAGCCUGAACACGAACAUGGAGGCCAAAGGAGUCUUCAGUUACGUCUGCUGGGGACUCAAAGCAAAGUUGCAGAAGGGGCAUUCAGAGACGAGAAUGUUGGGGUGCCAUGCCUGGACAUCCAGGUCACAGAUCCGAAGGCCAUGAUUAAGGAGAUCCUGAGGGAUGGGAAACUGCCAACGGAAGACCAGAUGCUGAAACAUCUGGGACUGUAUCCCGACGGCCCUCCCCUUCCCCCUGCUGCUGUCCUCUCCAUAGUCGAGUACCCAGAGAAGAGGUUGGGCUCUGCAAAGCGUGUGAAGCCCUUCACCAUUGUGGCACCUGAAGGUGCUGCUGUGGAAGACAAUCUGGCCAAGGUCCCACAUGCAAAGGGCAGUUCUGCCAAGGGCCAACCACAGACAGGUAAAGCAGCCAGCCGAGACAGCUCUGCAAAGGAGAAGCAGAUCUCCACACAGAGAACAGGAAGUUCCCGGGAUUCCUCUGCAACAAGAUCCAAAAGUACACGGGAAAGUGCCUCAACCCCUACAGAAUUCCUCAGGCUGAAACGGUACCGGUGGAUAGUGCCUGCCCACGGUGAGGUGGAACUGAAGGUGCACUUCUCCACCAAAAAGCCAGGGAAGUUUGAGCAGACACUGAGGUUUGAGCUCGUGCAGACGAAGCGCCAGUACGAGCUGCCCUGCAGUGGCACUGGCCUGUACCCCAGCAUCUGCCAGAACCCUCGGCUGGUGUUUCCACAGUGGAGGGAGACCAUGGAGGCAGAUGAAGUCAUCUUCAAGGAAUAUGUUGAGAGCACAAAGCAAUUCCACUUUGGACCGCUGCUGUGUGGGAAAUCAAGAGAGUGGUACAAGGCCCAGAACUGUCCUGGCAACUCAGAGAAUAUCACCAUCCUCAACAACUGCCCCGUGGAUGCAGAGAUCCAGUUCUCCUUUGAGAAUACUGGGGAAGCAGAGACGUUCCUUCUGGACCCUCCCAGCAUGACACUGAAACCAAAGGAGAAGCAGGAGCUGACCAUUUGGGCAUACCCCACUUCCCCUGGCUUCGUGGAAGACAAGCUCAUCUGCUGUAUUGGGAAGAACCCAGACCCAGUGGUCUUCAGCCUGUGCUGCCAUGGGGUGCCCAUGAAGCUGGAGGUCAGCCCCCGGGAGCUGUCUUUUGACAAGGUGCUUCUGCACAGGACUGACAGCAGGACCUUGGUCCUGAGAAACAACAGCCUGCUGCCCAUGGCCUGGCAGCUCAAUGGGCUGGAUGACCUUGUUGAGGACUUCUCCUUGUCACAAGAAAAUGGCACCAUUGAUCCCCACUCAGAGUUUGAAGUGACACUGCAAUUCAAGGCUGGGCAGAUUGGCAGCAUUGAGAAGACCCUCCAACUUGAGGUUUCAGAUACAGAAAACAUCCUGGGGAUUGUUCAGGUUGAAAACAUUGAAAUCUCUGCAGAGGUCUAUGACGUUUCUCUGAGCAUCGACAUGCCUGAAGGUCCAGAUGGAAGCUUGGAAUUUGGAACCAUUAAUGUCCUGGAUAAUGUGAAGAAAGUCCUGAGUCUAAAGAACAAAGGGGUAUACGACAUUGAGUACAGUUUCACGCUGAAGGGUGCAGGUCCCAGCAUGCAAGACUUGGCAUCCUACUUCACUAUUGAGCCUCAGUCAGGUGUGCUAAUUGCCUCCCAGCCUGGUGUGAAUGUUGAGAUGCUCUUCCACCCCACAAGUGAAAUCCUCCUCAAGAACAAAGCCAUCCUGUGCUGCCAGGUGAUAGAUCCCAGCUCAGGUGAAGGAGGCCAGGCUGUCACCAGCAUCCUGCUGAGGGUGUCGGCCAAAGCAGAGUACAGCAAGUACAGCAUUGUGCCUGCCUCACCCGCCGACUUCGGUACCAUGAUCAAGGGCACCAAGGAGACUCAGACCAUUGUGCUGGAGAACAAAGGCAUGCUCAGCUUCAAAUUCCACAUCUGCCAAGCACCCGAGGAUGCAUCUGCAUUGGAAAGCAAAAGUUCAAAGCAAAAGGAAUCUGCUCCAUCAGCUACAAAGGACUCAACAGAAAGGAAAUUGAGCUCCUCGACACAGAGUCACCUCAGUCUUGGCAUGUUCACGGUGUCCCCCUGCUCCGGCUCCAUCGGUCCCUGGGGCCAGCAGAUGAUCACAGUGGAAUGCCUCGCAGGGCAGGAGGGGACAUGUGAGGAGCAGCUCUACAUUGACAUCACGGGCAGAGACCCCAGGGACAAUCCCCUCGGCAUUCCCUUCACCCUGACUGCCGAGUCCUGCCUCCCAGCACUUGUUGAGGACAUCACGUUGAUCUUCAAGGAGUACUUGAUCUGCAGCAGCACCGACCUCAGCCACAAGCUGCAGUUGGUGAAAGGCACGGGCCUCUUCAUCGGAGAUGAGAACAAAUUCAUCUUCAACAAGGUUCUGGUUGGGCAAGAGGCUGAAGCUCAUUUCAGUAUCUACAGUGCAAGCCGUCUGCCAUGUGACGUGGUUCUCUCCAUCAAACCCCUGCCUGGAAAGGAACAAAUCCCUAUCAACAACAUUUUCAAGUUGGAUCCAGUCAAGAUGUCAGUUCCUGGCUCAUCCUAUGCCAUUGCUACAGUGACCUUCACCCCACCAGAUGAGCAGAACUACGACUGCACCUUCAAGGCUUCCCUUGACAUCCCAAAAGGCUAUGUGGAAAUUAAACCCCAAAUCCUGACCUUCACCAUCAGUGGGAAGGGGCAGAAGCUGCCGGUGACAGUCGUACGCCCAAGUGCUCGCAGCAAGAGGGGAACGGCUGUGCUGCGCUUCAAGAGGCUCCGGGUGGGGGAUUCAGAGAUGCUCCCCCUGGACAUCCGUAACGACGGCAUCAUACCCGUCAAGUUUAUGUUACGCCUGGAGGAUGAACAUGGAGCGUUCUUCUUGCAAGGCAGGGCCUCCACACUCAAGAUAUUCCACACUGGAAAUGUGGAAGAGGACUCAGUUCGAAACGAGAGCAAGCCCCCAAAACAGCCUUUCUUCCUUCUGUGUCGUGGGCAAUCGGCAAAGUUUGAUGUCAUUUUCAAACCCACCCUGGCUCAACGUCUGGAAGGGAAGAUUGGUCUGUUGGUGGGGGACAUCUGCAUGACCCUAGUAGAGCUGGUGGGUGAAGGCCACAAAGAUGAAUUCACCCUCGAUGGACUAAAGGAAGACACCCAGGAGAGGAAUUCUAAGAGCAGUCUGAAGAAAGACAUCAUUGAUGCUGUCAGAGUGAACCACAUGCAGUUUGGGGACUGUCCUGUCAGGAAGCCCUGCUGCAGGACCUUCACCAUGACCAACCACACCCGUGCCCAGUUCAUGCGCUUUGAGUGGGAGGCAGACGGCCCAUUCCGGUUCUCCCCCAAGGUGGGACACCUCCACCCUGGCUGUGCCAAGAGUAUCACAGUGACCUUGAAAGCAGAUGUCCCAGCCACCUUCAGGAGGCACCUUGUGAGAUGUAAGGUGACCAAGAUCAACUUUGAGCUGCCACAAAGGAAGGUUCCGGACUGGGAUGACCAAAUGUGCAUUGUCACGUGGAAGGAUACCACCAGGAAAGACCUGGCAGCCAAGUGGCCUAAAAAAGAGAAGGUGAUUGAGCCAGUCCCGGAACCGGCUCACACUGUGGUGGAGAAGAGCAGCCAGGAGGUUGAGGUCUACCUCAGUGCUGUUGUUGGCUACACCCAGUUCAAUCGGAACACGAUUGUGGUUCAGCUUGAGGAUACCUUGCCCUUCCAGACAAGGACAGCCACUUUCAGACUAUGCAACACAGGGAAGGUAGCCCUGGAAUACUCCUGGGAGGAAGCUGCAGGGAGUGAAGCAGUGAAGAAGCCAAACUCAACUGCUCUGACACGUCAGUUCCUCUCCUCUGAAACUUCAAGGCGUUGCAGAAAGCUGCUGCAUCAUUUUGGAUGGCAGCAGGAACAUCCUUUUGAAACUCAUUCUUCUGAGCUGGGGCAGCUGCAGCAGCUUGCCAAGCAGCAGCAGCAGCCCGAGCAGCAGGACCAUUCCAAGAAGCUACGCCGCUCAAAGCGUGUUGGUUCCCGCCUGGAAAUCUUCCCAGAUGUCAUCCGUGACCUGCCACUGUUCUCCAUCAAGCCCUACCACGGCAUCCUUGCUCCUGGCCAGAAGCAGACCUUUCACGUGCGGUUCUCCCCAAAGUGCGCGGGGAAGUUUGAGACCACCCUGCUGUGCAGGAUUCCUAACCUGAAGCCCGCUCAGAAGACAGGGCAGGUGAUUGUAAAAGGCAGAGCCCAGGAGCAGAAGAAUCUUGGUAAACCAUUAGAGCAGACAGAGGAAGGCCAGGGACCCGAGAAGCAGAUGCUCUGGAAACCAACAUCCGAGUAACAGCGUUUGUGUCAGCUGGGGCCUCCUGCAGGAGCCAGCAACAUCGUGCUUUCUGCUGGUGACGGUCUCCCACCCUUGACCAGAGACCUCUGCAGCUACCCUUCCAAGCUUCAGUGAACAUCUCUAGCUUACCUUUUCAUUACUGACAUUAAUUAACUGUUUAUGAGACUGAUAA